GUCAAAAUAUAGUAUAUAAUUGUUUCGCUGUUGUGUUAGAAGGUGGAAAAUGUUGAGGUUAUUGAGACCGCGAGUCCCUUUAUUGGUUCAUACUAGGGGUACACAUGGGACAAGUCGUAUUGGCAAUCGUGACGUAGUGGGCCAUGGGCCUAAUGGGAUGAAUGUAUACAAAGACGACUGCCAUUUCCCCUUCCCUGCUAUCAGGUUUAUGGAAAAUGACGCCGAGGUUUGUCGCCUGCGAGAGAGGGAGAAAGGGGAUUGGAAGAUGCUUUGCUGCGAGGAGAAGAAGGCUCUAUACCGCGCGUCGUUCUGCCAGACCUUCGCUGAGUUCCAGCACCCCACCGGUGCGUGGAAGUUUGUCGUCGGAUGGGGAUUGAUAAUGACUUCCUUUGGCUUCUGGACGACGAUGUUCUAUCAUUUCUUCGUUAAUGAACCAUUGCCAGAGUCGUUCAGUGACGAGUGUCAAGAAGCACAGCUCCGUAGAAUGUUGGAGAUAAGAACGAACCCCAUAGAUGGAAUCUCCUCCAAGUGGGAUUACCACAACGAUAGAUGGAAGUAAUAAUUGAAAACGAAUGAAAGAUGUUAAUUUAUGAAUUUAAUUAAUAAAAGGAAGUAUUCGACGGGUAUUGUACUAACUACUAUUAGAAUUACUUUUAUGUCCGAUAGCCAACGGGAUCAAGGUUUUGUUUAUUUGAAAGAUGAUGUAGUAUACUUACCUAACAUUAUGGUUGAUGUCUUUAGUUAGUUAUUUAUACAGUUUAAUAAUACUGUUUUUGAGUUACCGUUAUUAAGUUAUGAUUUCCUUUUAAUGUUUAAAAGUACCGUGCGCCAGUCUUGUAUGUAAAGGUUAGGUUACACAGUGCGAGCAGCUGAUGUGACAAUAGACAGCUACUGUAUGACAGUAGCUCGACUCGCUUCGCACGGUCACACUAUGCAAACUGCUGGCGUCGCAGAAGACAGCUACUGCUACUAUACCAGUGUACUCUGUGUGUGGCGUGGGCCCGAGCGUACGAGCUACUGUCAUUUCGCAAAAUCGUGCGAGUUGACGACCGAGCGGCGUGCGAGUGGUGUGGUGGGGGAAGGCAAGUAGCGAGUAAAAACAAAAAUGUUGAAGUAACUCGAACGCGAGCAACUGUCCCACUCGCACAUGACAGUAACUCGUAUGAUGCGGUCACACGUGCGUAGUAGCUGCACCUCAAUAACUGACUCGGUCAGCUUGCAUGUUAGCUCACACUGUGUAACCUAGG
This is a messenger RNA of Pectinophora gossypiella (pink bollworm), 1247 nucleotides long. RefSeq names its product cytochrome c oxidase subunit 4 isoform 1, mitochondrial-like. Gene Ontology annotation, biological process: mitochondrial electron transport, cytochrome c to oxygen. The transcript is spliced from 4 exons. Bases 50 to 559 code for a protein of 169 amino acids. The record is from RefSeq and is a predicted model, not a curated record. NCBI's taxonomy places the organism in Eukaryota, Metazoa, Arthropoda, Insecta, Lepidoptera, Gelechiidae.